UCUGUUCCGCACCAUUAGAAGAAAGAGGAGAUGAUCAAAGUUGCUACAAGUAAUAAAAAUAUUGAAGAGCAGUGAUUAAAUCUAAAAGCAAAACAUGUCAAGCGUCAUCUCGGAGCUUCCGGCGAUGGAUGUCACUCAGUUCAAACACACUCCUUUCUACUGUAGCGAAGAGAACGUGUAUCUACUUUGCAAGACGUUGUGUGAGAAUGGUGUAGCGGAUGCGAAUGGUUCUGAUCUGUUUGUUGUUUUCAUCUCCAAUGAGAAGAAACAGGUUCCACUUUGGCAUCAGAAAGCUAGUACCAGAGCUGAUGGGAUUGUACUAUGGGAUUAUCACGUCAUCUGUGUCCAGAGGAAGAAAGAAAGUGAUUCUGAGCCUUUGGUGUGGGAUCUUGAUUCGACUUUGCCUUUCCCUUCACCAUUAGCUUCAUACGUGUCUCAAACUACCCAGCCUUCUUUUCAGCUUUUUGCUGAAUAUCAGAGGUUCUUUCGCAUCGUGCAUGCUCCUCUCUUCUUUAAGCACUUUGCUUCUGAUAGAAGACACAUGAAAGAGCCUGAUGGAAGCUGGACUGCUCAACCUCCACCUUAUCAGGCCAUUGUUGCCCAAGGUAAAAGCUGUAACAACUUCUCCACCCUUCCAUUAACAAUACUCAUUUCAUCAGCUUGUUUCUUUCUGAAAGACGGAGUCUUGCACAAUUUGAGUGAGUACAUUACCAUGAGCGGUACGGAUACCUUGUCAAGCUUGGAUCCCGAGACAGUGAGAGAAGCAAUCUCACAGAAACUGGGUGUCUUAGUGAGUCACGCUCAGCUUCAGGAUCUCUUCACCAAGCUUCCUUAA
Messenger RNA from Eruca vesicaria subsp. sativa (arugula), 835 nucleotides. The record is from the annotation of a GenBank genome assembly. Lineage: Eukaryota; Viridiplantae; Streptophyta; Magnoliopsida; Brassicales; Brassicaceae.